AUGCGUCUGCUUCCUCCAUUGAGGUGGAUUCACGUGUGCGGCGGCACUUUGGAGAGCCGUACGGCACUGCUGCAUAGCUGCCGGCGGGUUACUACCGCCACCGGCAGCGGCAUGGUUCAAGGCAGCAGGAGAAAGGCUGGCGGUAGUGAUACGAACAGCAACGACGCUAACAGGGGUCCAAGCAACGGAAGUGAUCAACUGAUCCCUUGCAAUUUGAAUGAACGUGGCCCGUUGGAUGAACCCGACGCCGUCUUUUCUCCCGUCCCCCGAGCAGAGAUCCCAACCGAUGCCGCGGCUGCUACAAAUGCGGACGCCGCCGCUGCAGGACUUUACUCCUCCUUAUCGACUUCCCAACGAGGUGUACCGUCGAUUCUGUCUUCCGGGAGCAAUGCCAUGUCUGACUCUCGGCUGCACGAACUUGCGGCACAAGAAGAGGAGCGGCGUGUGGCGCGGCACAAAAAGCUCUUCGAGGACCUCAUUGUAUUUGAGGGUGGGGCGCUUGCUGACCACGAUUCACUAGGCACCGCACUUAUCAUGCGGGACUUUAUUCACUUUGCUCUCUACCACAAGAAGUGGGGGUAUUACCCGAAGCUGCACCGCAAAUAUCGACAGCUCAUGACAAGCGGCUACUUCGAUCCAGUGCCAUUUAGCAGCCUUCGGAAUCAGCACGACUAUGAACGCUACGUCGGCAAAAUUCACGAUUCAACUCCUGCUUGCAUCACACCAACGCAGCUGUUUCAGCCUCACUAUGGUUGGGUGUUGGCGGAGUAUCUCGUGACGAUGAUGCGGGCAAAAUUUGACCCCCGUGAGCCGCUUGUCGUGUACGACAUUGGGGCAGGAACAGGGGCACUGGCGGUGAGUGUGCUGGACUACCUUGCGGAACACUUCUCUGCCGUGUACGCGCAGUGUGAGUAUCACGUGGUGGAGCAAAAUCCUCAACUUGUGCAAGUGCUUCGUAACCGCCUCAUCACACAUUAUCAUCAUGUCAAGAUACAUAACAUUUCCAUUCUUAAUUGGCGUCAGUUGGAACAACGUCGCUGCGUUUUGUUGGGGGUUGAACUUCUCUCUGGGAUGCCACACGACUGCGUCGUGCUGAGUGGCGAUGAGGUUUGUAAUGAACACUGGUUUGGUUUUCAGCAGCACGACAAUCUUUCCACUGCCCAUGAGCGUUACUACGCUCUGAAGGACCCUGUUAUCCUCCGCUACCUGCGUUACGUGCGUUGGAUGCAGGAGGAGUCAUUUCAUAGCCUUAAGAUGUUAUGUCUCACCGGUGGGCGUGAGAACAUUGACCCGCCUCCGUUUACUAGCAUUGAGCCGAAUAUGCAGGAUCCUCUGCGUGUUAUCGUCACGAAGGUUCUCUGGACCCACAGCCCACUUCGCACUCUCUGGCUUCCAACAGCUGCAAUGCUCUUCCUCGAGACCUGCGCCGCGUACUUCCCCAGACAUCAUCUUUUUCUUGUUGACUGGUCAGGCGUACGACAGGCUCUACCAGGUGUUAACGGGCCAGUGUGUCAAUGCAAAGUGCGUGUGGCGAAGGACCUUUACCUUCGCCGCCCCGCCGAUUCGCUGCAUGGCAACGCCGGCAUGGUUGACAUUUGUUUCCCGACUGACUUCGAGCAUCUGGCAGUGGUGUACCGCAACAUCUGCGGGGCACACAAAGAUGUCUCAAGUCUCACCCACCCGCAGUUUUGGAAGACGUUUGGCGGCGACAAGACAGCCCUCUUCACGACACGCAGCGGCUUCAAUCCUCUUCUCGAAGACUUUGAGCCGUUCCACGUCUUUGCCACGCACCACCCCCCAGAGAUGUGA
Molecule: messenger RNA, 1809 nt
Organism: Trypanosoma conorhini
Lineage: Eukaryota; Euglenozoa; Kinetoplastea; Trypanosomatida; Trypanosomatidae
Product: napsin-A
Exons: 1
Coding region: 1-1809 (602 amino acids)
Cellular component (GO): mitochondrion
Molecular function (GO): protein-arginine omega-N symmetric methyltransferase activity
Source: RefSeq, a predicted model, not a curated record